Messenger RNA from Centropristis striata (black sea bass), 2097 nucleotides. RefSeq names its product synaptonemal complex protein 2-like (gene sycp2l). The transcript is spliced from 24 exons. The record is from RefSeq and is a predicted model, not a curated record. NCBI's taxonomy places the organism in Eukaryota, Metazoa, Chordata, Actinopteri, Perciformes, Serranidae. Bases 9 to 1910 code for a protein of 633 amino acids.
AAGACACGAUGUUGGAGCUGCAGAUAGAGCAGUGUGUGUCUGCUGGUUUGACCUCUGACCUCGUCUCGUUGUUGCUCUGUGACGGUCUGAGCAGCAUCACACUCACCAGGCUCCACCUGCUGGUUACCAAGGCCCUGUGUGGUCCUGGUCCUGGUCCUGGUCCUGGUCCUGGUCCUGGUCCUGGUCUCAGCAGGGUCCUGGUGGUGUUGAAGUCUUUACACAUUCUGUCUGAGGACGAAGACGUCCUGCAGACGCUGAUCCACCGGGGGCUGACCGCCAAAGUGGUGUUGUGGUUCGAGGCGGUCCGUGACCUGCUGACCUCUGACCUCCAGAGAGGCUCCGCCCUCCUGAUCAACCUCUCAGAGGAGUUCUACCAGUUCUUCCUGCUGUUGGGUCGAGCUUCUCUUCCAGUCUCUCAGCUGUCUGUGGUCCUUCUUCAGUUGGGUCAAGUUGCUCUCGAACCAAAAAUCAGCUUCUCAGUGAGACUUGAGUCCAUCAGAACCUUGAACAGUGUCCUCGAGUCUCUGAGUCGCGAACAGAAGAAACUGAUCCAGAUGGACCAGAACCAGAACCAGAUCCUUAACCAGGUGGCUGUGGCUGUCCUGAAUGUGGGAGACUACGAGCUGCAGGUCAGCCUAUCAGAGGCUCUGUGUCGCCUGACGCCCAAGAAGGAGCGCCAGCUGAGAGCCAAUCAGUGGUUCUCCAGCCGUGACAUCAGCAGCGCCUUCUGUGACAUCAGAGACAGAGACUUCGAGGUGGACUGUCGCCGUUUCCUGAACAUUGUGAACCGUCACCAUGGCGACAACAGGAGGGUGUACACCUUCCCCUGUCUCAGAGCCUUCCUAGAAUCCACUGAGAUUUUCCGACCCAAAGACGAGAAACUUGACGAGUUCUGGAUUGAUUUUAAUGUCAGUUCAGGAUGUGUGAGCUUCUUCGUAGACGAGCCUCAGGGGUUCCUGUGGGGGUCGAUCCACCUGCUGAAGGAGGACGUGGACCUCUACAGUCUUCAGCUCCGCCAGGACGAGGUGGUCCUCAGCGUUCGGCUGAACAAUCCCAUCAUGCACCUGGACAGCCGAGGUCAGACGGUGGAGCUGACCUUUGACCCUGAACAUCAGAGAGAGCUGGAGACAGCUGCUGGGAGGGUCUUCAUGAAGGGGUCUGCAGGUGGUCUGGUCCAGGCGUCCCCCCCAGCAGACAGACAGGUUGUUAGAUCCUACAGCAGGAAGAAGAAACCUCCGAGUCAGCUGAAGAUUUUGCCUCUGUCGUCUCCGAGCAGUGAAGAAGACUCGUCUGUCGUGAAGACUCCAGUGAGCCGAUCAGAGUUUCUGUUUGACCAGAUCAGACACUCGACUCCAACAUACUGCUCAGGACUUCCUGUGGAGGCGCAGCCAGACGUGUCUCCUCUCCGACAGGAAAUGUUCAGGGACAGGAAGAGGAGCGCUCCGGACUCAGGCUACCUGUCAGGCCAAACUGAGGGCCUGCCGACCCAUAAGAGGAGGGCGGAGCCUCAUCCGGAGGGGGAGGAGUCUAUCUCCCUUCUGACAGAGUGUCAACGACACGUCACCUCACUGCUGACAGCUGUCCAUCAACACAGGCUGGACUUGCUGCAGAGCUUCCAGGUCCAGGUCUCUGGUCUGCUGACUCGUCUGGACCAGGACUCGUCGUCUCUGAACUCUCUCAGCUCUCAGAUUCUGAGGUUCUUCCGGUCUGAGAUGCAGCGCCUGGGCUCCUUCUGUGACCAACACCUGAGCAGGUUGGAGUCGCUGGAGAGUCGAGGACGAAUCGUCCGUCCAGCCAAUGAGGGAGGAGAGACGAGCUCGUCCAAUCAGGAGCAGGACAGACCUGUGACCCGGUCUCUGAGUCCAGAUCCAGAUCCAGAACCAGAACCCUGGUCACAACCACAACCCUGAUCAGAUCCAGAACCAGAACCCUGGUCACAACCACAACCCUGAUCAGAAUCAGAACCCUAAUCAGAACCAGAACCCUGAUCAGAUCCAGAACCAGAACCCAGAUCAGAACCAGAACCAGAACCAUUAUUAUUAUUAUUAUUAUUAUUAUUAUAAGUAAUAAUAAAUAUUAAAACAUUUUGGGUAAAAA